UCCCUCUCGGACCAAAUCCCUAACAUUCACUUUCACACAUUUAAGAGCAAAUGCUCCUUAACCAGAUCAUCGAUCUCCAGACUCAGUUCGCCAAUCUCGACGACGCGGCUCCUGUAGGCGCCAAAUGUGAUUGGACAGACGGUGAGCUCAAGAUCAAGGCCGAUGUUGAAUUUAUCCUGGUCAGGCUGGAUCGGCACAUCAAGCACAGCGACAUUUCAAUCAGGAAUUACUGCGUCGUCUCCGCCACUUCGUUAACAAGAGGCCUAUAAGGUUCCGUAUUGGGAGCGCUGAGUCGAAGAUAGCGGCCAUGGACUCCUUGCUGAUUUAGCUGAGAGAAUGACAAGAUUACGGUGGCUCAGUCACGCUUUCCUUUUCUAGGUAAUUAAAAUGGCACAAGGUGGCGGCGGAGGCACUGGCAAUGGCGGCAGCAAGAAAGUUGAGGAGAUACAACCACAACCACACCCAGUGAAGGAGCAACUACCUGGAAUUCAAUACUGCGUUAACAGUCCUCCUCCUUGGCCUGAAGCAUUCUUAUUGGGGUUUCAGCAUUAUCUUUUGACUCUUGGGAUGACUGUAUUAAUUCCAACCAUAAUUGUUCCUCAGAUGGGAGGUGGUGAUCUGGAGAAGGGUAGAGUGAUACAGACGUUACUGUUCGUUUCGGGGUUGAGCACAUUAUUCCAGACUCUAUUUGGGACCCGCCUUCCAGUGGUAGUAGUGGGUUCAUAUGCAUAUACAAUACCCAUAACCUCUAUCAUCGUGGCCAAUAGAUUCAGUUCGUGUCCAGAUCCUUAUGAGAGAUUUGACCGAACGAUGAGAGCGAUACAAGGUGCACUAAUUGUUACAGCAUGUUUCCAAACUGUGGUAGGCUUCUUAGGAUUAUGGAGAAAUGCUUUACGGUUCCUAAGUCCUCUCUCUGUUGUUCCAUUCGUAACUCUUACUGGGCUUGGACUCUAUCAUCUUGGGUUCCCCAUGCUGGCAAGAUGUGUUGAGGUUGGCCUUCCAGAGAUUGUCCUGCUGGUUUUAAUCUCCCAAUACCUUCCUCGUUUAAUAAAAUCAAAACCUCAUCUAUGUGAACGAUUCGCAGUCCUGUUCUCAGUUGCAAUUGUGUGGCUAUAUGCUCAGCUUCUUACUUCAACUGCUGUAUACAAUCACAAACCUGCAGCAACUCAGCUUAGUUGUCGCACUGAUCGUGCUGGACUCAUUAGUGAAGCUUCUUGGAUAUAUAUUCCAUACCCAUUUCAAUGGGGAAGCCCUACCUUUAAUGCUGGAGAAGCUUUUGCAAUGAUGGCUGCUUCUUUCGUAUCUAUCUUUGAGUCUACAGGAACUUUUAUUGUAGCAGGAAGAUACGGAAGUGCAACACCAGCUCCACCUUCAGUGAUCAGCCGCGGUACUGGAUGGCUGGGGAUUGGGGUUUUGCUCAGUGGCAUACUCGGUGGUCUGACAGGAACAACAGCUUCAGUAGAAAAUGCUGGCUUAUUGGCAUUGACAAAAGUUGGAAGCCGAAGAGUGACACAAAUAUCAGCUGCCUUCAUGAUCGUCUUCUCUGUAUUUGGAAAAUUUGGAGCUUUUUUCGCCUCUAUACCUCUGCCAAUUGUAGCAGCUAUGUAUUGUGUUCUAUUUUGUUUUGUCUCGUCUGCUGGUCUCAGCUUUCUCCAAUUCUGCAAUCUGAACAGCUUCAAAACAAAAUUUAUCUUAGGCUUCUCUUUAUUCAUGGGAAUUUCGGUUCCGCAGUACUUCAGAGAAUAUUACCAAGGAGGCUGGAGGUCAGAAUAUUUUCAUACUAGUUCCACAUGGUUCAACGAUACAAUCAAGGUUAUCUUCAUGUCUCAUGCAACGGUGGCUGCAUUAGUUGCAUUGUUCUUGGAUUGCACGAUUUCGCGGCAGAAUGAGGAGACUCGAAAUGACUGUGGCUUGAAGUGGUGGGAGAAGUUUUGCUUGUACAAUUCAGAUGUUAGGAAUAAUGAAUUCUAUGGACUUCCGUUCAGACUCGACAAGCUUUUCCCAGCUCUUUAAACCUCCCUCGAACUUUUUAUCUUUUCCCGCAUUCUUGUACGUUUUGCCUUGUGGAGAAAAAUUACUCCUUCCAUUUGCCAACUAUAUUAAAUCUGUAUGGUUUCAU
Carica papaya (papaya) is the source of this 2119-nucleotide messenger RNA. RefSeq names its product Xanthine/uracil permease family protein. Gene Ontology annotation, cellular component: membrane. Gene Ontology annotation, biological process: transmembrane transport. Gene Ontology annotation, molecular function: transmembrane transporter activity. NCBI's taxonomy places the organism in Eukaryota, Viridiplantae, Streptophyta, Magnoliopsida, Brassicales, Caricaceae. The record is from RefSeq and is a predicted model, not a curated record.